AUGAGCGGUGUUGUGGGUAUGUUAUGGGCGUUCGCUACUCUGGCACCAACCGCAAUGGGAAUCUAUACCGGCGGUAUCGUCGGUGUUGUAAGUGCCCAAGGUAUGUUGCGGACGACUGGCGGGGCUGGGAUGAGAAGCAUCCUCGUUGCCGUUGCGGGUUUCCAAGCCGCAUGCAGCACGAGCAAUCCGGGGAUCAUUGGACCUACCGGUGUCUUCGCGAGGAAUGUGACUUCAGGAGAAGUGCCAAUUCCAGGGAGCAGACUAGGCCUUAUCGGCGAGGCCGACGUGGGUCUCGACACAGAUAUGGAUAAGAAGCGAAGGAUAGAUAUGAUGGUGUUCGAGAUCUCUUGCUGUUGA
This is a messenger RNA of Aspergillus terreus NIH2624, 357 nucleotides long. RefSeq lists its product as uncharacterized. NCBI's taxonomy places the organism in Eukaryota, Fungi, Ascomycota, Eurotiomycetes, Eurotiales, Aspergillaceae. Bases 1 to 357 code for a protein of 118 amino acids. The record is from RefSeq and is a predicted model, not a curated record. The transcript has a single exon.